Papaver somniferum (opium poppy) is the source of this 3033-nucleotide messenger RNA. RefSeq names its product protein transport protein SEC23-like. Gene Ontology annotation, molecular function: zinc ion binding; GTPase activator activity. Gene Ontology annotation, cellular component: COPII vesicle coat; endoplasmic reticulum exit site. The transcript is spliced from 12 exons. The record is from RefSeq and is a predicted model, not a curated record. The coding region runs from base 322 to 2643 and encodes 773 amino acids. Gene Ontology annotation, biological process: COPII-coated vesicle budding; intracellular protein transport; COPII-coated vesicle cargo loading. NCBI's taxonomy places the organism in Eukaryota, Viridiplantae, Streptophyta, Magnoliopsida, Ranunculales, Papaveraceae.
CAUCGGGUGCAUGGGGCCAAGUCUGAUGUGACUAUAAGCCAAGAGGUUAGCCUCUAAUCGAGUAUCGUAACCGCACAUGCCUUAAGGACACAUGGCCAGACCCACCUGCCCAUGAAUUUUUCUAAUUUUGUGGCAAAACAUGCAGAAACGUACGUCAAUCGAUGCCUCUUUUCUCAUUUUCAGUUUCCAAUCCUUCUCCAUCUUUGAGGGAGGGUUUCCUCUCUUUCAGUUUCUUCCUCUCAAUUCAUUUUUUAUUUAUUUAUAUUCCUCCUCUGAAAUAAUAAAGAAAAAAACACCUAAAUCAGUUUACAUUCCCGCCAAAUGAUGGAUGCAGGAAUAAUGGAAGGAGAAGGAGGAAUAGAUGGAAUAAGAAUGACAUGGAAUUCAUGGCCAACGACAAAAUUGGAUGCAAACAAAAUAGUAAUACCAAUAGCAACAUCAAUAUCACCAAUCAAAUCUCACUCAGAUAUUCAAAUAUUACCAUACAUUCCUUUACGUUGUAAAACAUGUUCAUGUAUUUUAAACCCAUUUUCUCGUGUUGAUUUCUCUGUUAAAAUAUGGAUCUGUCCAUUCUGUUUCCAUAGAAAUCAAUUCCCACCUCAUUAUUCUCCAAUGAUUUCUGAUAUUAAUCUUCCUGCUGAACUUUACCCACAUUUUACAACUGUUGAAUAUUCAUUUCCAUCUCAAAUCCCUUCUUGCCCUGUUUUCUUAUUUGUUCUUGAUUCUUGUAUUAUUAAUGAAGAAUUAGAAUUUGUUAAAUCUGCUAUUAAACAAGCUAUUACUUUACUGCCUGAUAAUGCCUUAGUUGGGUUAAUUUCAUUUGGCACACAGGUUCAAGUUCAUGAAUUAGGAUUUUCUGAUCUUUCUAAAGUUUAUGUUUUUCGUGGUAAUAAAGAGUUUUGUAAAGAAGAAGUUUUGGAUCAAUUAGGACUUAGUUCUUUUGGACAAAGAGGUAUUGUUCCACCAAAGGCCGCUGGGAACUCAAUUGAUCAUCAAUUGAACAAUAACAAUAAUAUAGUUAGUAUUAAUAGGUUUCUAUUGCCGGCUUCGGAUUGCCAAUACGCACUUGAUUCGGUAUUAGAUGAAUUACAACCUGAUCAAUGGCAGGUUGAAACUGGUCAUCGGGCAUUGCGCUGCACGGGUGUUGCUCUAAAUGUUGCAGCAGGUUUGGUAGGAGCUUGUUUGCCUGGCACUGGUGCACGUAUUAUAGCUCUAGUUGGUGGUCCUUGUACUGAAGGCCCUGGAACGAUUGUGUCUAAAGAAUUGUCCGAGCCUAUUCGUUCUCAUAAAGAUCUUGAUAAGGAUGCAGCACCACAUUUUUACAAAGCUGUCAAAUUUUAUGAAAAUCUCUCCAAGCAGCUUGUCAGCCAGGGUCAUGUGCUCGAUCUCUUUGCUUCUGCACUUGAUCAGGUCGGAGUCGCAGAGAUGAAAGUCGUCGUUGAAAAAACUGGUGGUUUAGUUGUAUUGGCUGAAAGUUUUGGUCAUCCUGUAUUCAAGGACUCCUUCAAACGCAUAUUUGAGGAUGGUGAACAAUCACUUGGGCUUUCGUUCAACGGAACCUUUGAGGUCAACUGCUCAAAGGAUAUCAAAAUUCAGGGAAUCAUUGGACCUUGCACAUCUUUGGAGAAGAAAGGAUCCUCUUGUGCAGAUACGGUCAUCGGGCAGGGGAAUACAACAGCUUGGAAGCUGUGCGGACUUGACAGAAGUACUUCGUUGACAGUUUUCUUUGAUAUUUCACCCACAAGUGAGCGGUUGAACAGUCUUGAAACUUCAAAUUCGCAGUUCUAUUUACAGUUCCAAACAAAUUAUCAGAACCCCGAGGGACAGCAAAGGCUUCGAGUCACGACUGUAGCAAGAAAAUGGGUGGAUAGCACUGCUAACCCAGAGGAAUUGUUAGAAGGAUUUGACCAGGAGACUGCUGCUGUUGUCAUGGCAAGAUUAACUUCACUGAAGAUGGAGGAGGAGGAAGGGUUUGAUGCUACAAGAUGGUUAGAUCGGUCACUCAUCCGCCUCUGUUCUAGAUUUGGUGAUUACAGGAAGGAUGAUCCAUCUUCCUUUAUAUUAAACCCUUCUAUUUCGAUAUUUCCAGAAUUUAUGUUCAAUCUACGUCGCUCACAAUUUAUACAGGUCUUUAAUAACAGCCCGGAUGAGACGGCCUAUUUCCGCAUGCUAUUAAACAGGGAGAAUGUCACUAAUGCUGUCGUCAUGAUACAGCCUUCACUAAUAGCAUAUUCUUUUAGUGCACCACCUGCUCCAGCAUUGUUGGAUGUAGCUUCAAUUGCAGCGGACCGUAUCCUCUUGCUGGAUUCAUAUUUCAGUGUAGUUAUUUUCCAUGGACUGACAAUUGCUCAGUGGCGCAACAUGGGUUAUCAAAAUGAGCCAGAGCACAAGGCCUUUACGCUACUACUAGAAGCUCCUCAUGAAGAAGCAAAAUUGAUCAUAAAGGAUAGAUUUCCUGUCCCCCGAUUGGUGGUUUGCGAUCAACAUGGCUCUCAGGCAAGAUUCUUGUUAGCGAAGUUGAACCCAUCGGCUACAUACAAUACGGUCCAGGAUGUAGCGGAUGGAUCAGAUAUAAUCUUCACGGAUGAUGUCAGCCUGCAAGUUUUCUUUGAGCACCUUCAAAGGCUAGCUGUGCAGUCGUGAAAAGAAGGUAAUGGAGUGGUCAGAUACUCGUUUCGCUUGGUUGAAUUCUCUCAAAUGGGUUAUGUUUGUCUCUUUCUUAUAUAUUUUUGACAAUUAGGGGAUUCGAAUUCAUCUGUCAGCUGGAUCCCCAGAUAACACUGACUUUGUUCAGGAAAGUGUAAGACAGUUUUUGAGUAUGUUUAGGGAAGAAAGUAGAGGACUGAGUUACAGUCUGGUUGAAGUUUAUCAUUUUAUGUUACGUUGGUGCUUGUUUUGAAGCCUAAGGUCAUCAAAGUUCAGAAUUGAUACACGCUUAUAUGUUCCCGAAUUUUUAAGUUAAAAGAAAAGAGAGAAGAUAAUUGUAUAUUCUUGGUCAUACAGUGCUGUUAACGAUGUAGCAUGUGUUGUGUA